UUGGCAUUGGAACAAGUUCAACGACAGUAUUUCUGCCGAUAUUUGGUGGUGGAAAAGUAUUGUUAGUAAAGAAGAAAAUCAUCACGAAAUCAUAAACGAUUCAAUCGCCUAUGGAAUUUUACUGACGUUGGCAUCGAUUUUGCAUUUAUUAGUGGGCAUCGUAUGUGUUGAUUGUUUUAAUCAUAUGGCAAUACGACAAAUAACUCGCAUUCGUGUUGAAUACUUUAAAUCGUUGAUGCGACAGGAGGUCGGUUGGUAUGAUGUUGCGGACGGUAAACAUAAUUUUGCCGUUCGAAUCACCGAAGAUAUUGAGAAGAUUAGAGACGGAAUUGCUGAAAAAGUGUCUCACUUUCUGGUUUUGGUGAUUGGAUUCAUAAUUUGCGUUGUGAUGUCAUUCAUUUACGGAUGGAAAUUAUCACUUGUCGUGAUAUCGUAUGUGCCAAUUGUUAUUUUAACAAACUAUAUCAUUGGGAAGUAUCAAACGUCGUUAUCCAUCAAAGAAUCGAAUUCUUAUUCAGCAGCAACGAACGUUGCUGAGGAAGUAUUGAGUGGUAUUCGUACUGUUUUUGCAUUUGGCGGCGAAAAAUUGGAAAUUGAUCGAUACAAUAAACGUUUGAUAAACGCAAAAAAAGCAGUCAAAUUGAAAGGAUUGCUUGCCGGACUUGGAGAUGGUGUUAUGCAAUUUUUAUUUUUUGGGAGCAAUGCACUUGCGUUUUGGUAUGGAGUUAAACUGGUUUUAGAAGACCGUGAUAACGUUGACAAGGAAUAUACACCAGCCGUUUUAAUGAUUACAUUCUUCGGUUUGAUUUGUGGCGCUGAAAAUAUUGCAAAAACAGCUCCGUUUUUGGAAUCUUUUGCCAGUGCUUGCGGAAGUGCUGCCAGUAUAUUCAAGGUUAUCGAUCGUACGUCCAAAAUCGAUUCGAUGUCAAAUGAAGGAAAAGUGCCAACAUUUGAGAUUCAAGGGAAUAUUUCGUUUAAAAAUGUGCAAUUCAGUUAUCCAUCUCGAUCAGAUGUUCAGAUUCUGCGCGGAUUAAAUAUUGAAAUCCAAGCCGGACAAUCAGUCGCUCUAGUCGGCGAUUCCGGCAACGGGAAGUCAACUUGUUUGCAAUUGCUCCAAAGAUUUUACGACCCAAACAAUGGUCAUAUUCUGAUCGAUGGCUGUGAUAUACGCACAUUCAAUAUCAAUAUGCUGCGUUCGAGUAUAGCAACAGUUGGACAGGAACCUAUCCUUUUCUCCACCACAAUUGGUGAAAAUAUUCGCUAUGGUAAUCCCGAUGCAACCGAUAAAGAUGUGAUUGCAGCCGCAGUUCAAUCUGGUGCACAUGACUUCAUAGCAAAAUUACCACAAGGAUACCACACGAUGGUAGGUGAAAAAGGUUCACAGCUCUCCGGUAAGUACUUCAAAAUUCAUGUCUUUCGUCAAUUUCCAAAGUUUCGCUUUGCAGGUGGUCAAAAGCAGAGAAUCGCCAUUGCCCGUGCAUUGAUUCAAAAUCCGAAAAUACUAUUGUUAGAUGAAGCAACAAGUGCUCUUGACUAUCAAUCCGAAAAGUUUGUGCAGAAAACGCUAGAUAAAGCGAGUAAAGACCGCACAACAAUAACUGUAUCGCAUCGCUUGUCCGCCAUUCGAAAUGCAGAUCGGAUUUUUUUCAUUGAUAAAGGUACGGUGCUCGAAAACGGAACACACAACGAAUUGAUGGCGAUGAAAGGUCGAUACUUUGAAAUGAUUUCGGCCGGCCGUUCGGAAGAUGGAACAGAAUAUGAUUGCAUUAACAACCAUAAAGUAACGGGGAAUGAAUGUCAAGAUGAUCAACAAACGGUUUACAUAAAUAACAAUGAUGAACAAGAUUAUUUCGGUGAUUUAUCUGUGGAUGACGUGGAACCAAAGAAAACGAGAGAAAUUAUCGAAUAUUGGAGCGUUUUCAAACGUAUUUUAAAUCUGUUAAGGCCAGAGUGGUUCAUUUUGUUCUUGGCCACAAUAUGUGCAUGUUUCAUUGGCGCUACAUUGCCGAUUUUUGCAAUUUUAUUCGGCGAAGUUUACGGCGCAAUGUCAUUAGAAGAUGCGAGUGAGGCACUCAAACAAACAUACACCAUUUCCACAUGGUUUUUGGUGGUCAGCGUAAUUACGUUCAUCUCAGCCACUUUGCAAACAUAUUGGUUUUCUAAGGCCAGUGUCAAUCUGGCGACAAGAGUUCGAUCAAUGACAUUUGCGGCAUUUUUGCGUCAGGAGUGUGGUUGGUUUGACGAUAAAAAUCAUUCAACCGGUGCACUUUCAUCCCGACUCACCGGUGAUGCCAGAAAUUUACAAGUAGCAAUUGGCUAUCCAAUUAGUGUCAUCUUCCAGUCAAUUUCCACUAUUGUAGUCGGAAUUUUCGUGGCAUUUGCUUAUUCUGUCAAACUGUCAUUUCUAUGUUUGGCUGCAAUUCCAUUAUCAUUAAUCACGGUCAUUUUGGAGGCAAAACACAUGUCGAAGACAACACUGACAGAGAAACAAUCAAUCGAAAUCGGAACGAAAAUUGCAACGGAAGCUAUUUCUAAUAUUCGAACCGUCGCCGCUUUAAGACAAGAAAAGUACAUGAUUGGCCGAUACGAAGCUGAAAUGGCAAAAGUUUCAAAAAUUAUUCGAAAGAAAAUAAUGUGGCGUGGCUUGGUUAAUUCAACGACACAGUCGAUUCCAUACUUUGCUUAUGCGGCUGCACUCUGCUAUGGUGGUCUUCUGGUGGCCUACGGUGAAAUUCACUUCAAAAAUGUCAUCAAAGUAAGCGAUGCUUUACUUUACGGAACCAUUGUCAUGAGUCAAAGUUUGGUUUUUGUGCCGUCGUUCACUGAAGCAUUCGCUAGUGCACAUCGUGUUUUUCAACUAAUCGAUCGAAUUCCAAUGAUUUGCUCACCAAUCAUAGCCAACAAAAGUCGAAAACCAGAUAAAAGGAAUCAAAUUGAAUACAAAAGCAUUGAUUUUUGCUACCCAACGCGGCCAAAUGUUCAAAUUCUUAAAGACUUUAAUUUUAAUGUGAUUGAAGGGAAAACUGUUGCUCUCGUAGGCCCUUCAGGUUGCGGCAAGUCAACAUGCAUCCAAUUAUUACAGAGGCUCUAUGAUCCGGAACAUGGUCGUAUUCAUAUUGGUUUGGACGAAAUAUCCAGUGAUAUAUCGCUGAAAGAUUUGCGAUCGAAAUUAAGCAUUGUGUCUCAGGAACCGGUGCUGUUUGAACGAACAAUUGCCGAAAACAUUGCUUAUGGUGAUAAUUCACGAAAUGUUUCAAUGGAAGAGAUUAUAGCCGCAGCGAAAGUUGCCAAUGUACAUAAUUUCAUCCAUCAAUUGCCAAUGGGUUACGAAACAAAUGUGGGCAGUAAAACAGCACAACUGUCGGGCGGUCAAAAACAGAGAAUUGCCAUUGCCCGUGCAUUGAUUAGAAAUCCGAAAAUAUUAUUGUUAGACGAAGCAACAUCUGCAUUGGAUGUACAUAUGGAGCAGGCUGUUCAACAAGCCCUUGAUUCGGCACGAUCCGGACGAACCUGUUUAGUAAUCGCGCAUCGAUUGAGUACCAUACAGAAUGCCGAUGCAAUUUGUGUUUUACGUGGUGGAAACAUUGUUGAGUAUGGAACACACCGUGAACUAUUAGCACUGGGGGGACUUUACACACGAUUAUAUAACGCCCAAAAAUAACAACGCAACCUUUUGUUUAUUAGUUUAUUCUAUGAUUGUUAUUUUUAUAAGUUUUGCUAAAU
This is a messenger RNA of Contarinia nasturtii (swede midge), 3723 nucleotides long. RefSeq names its product multidrug resistance protein homolog 65-like. Gene Ontology annotation, biological process: transmembrane transport. The record is from RefSeq and is a predicted model, not a curated record. Gene Ontology annotation, cellular component: membrane. Gene Ontology annotation, molecular function: ATP binding; ATP hydrolysis activity; ABC-type transporter activity. Bases 185 to 3661 code for a protein of 1158 amino acids. NCBI's taxonomy places the organism in Eukaryota, Metazoa, Arthropoda, Insecta, Diptera, Cecidomyiidae. The transcript has 14 exons.